Molecule: messenger RNA, 2619 nt
Organism: Camelina sativa (false flax)
Lineage: Eukaryota; Viridiplantae; Streptophyta; Magnoliopsida; Brassicales; Brassicaceae
Source: RefSeq, a predicted model, not a curated record
CUCUUCUCACACCUCUCCCUCUCCCCACCAUUUAAUCUCUUAAUCUACUCACAAUUUUUUUGAUUCCUCCAUAAACAAACCCAAUUACACAAGAUUAAACAAUUAUUAGAAAAAAUAUCUUCUUUCUUUUUCUUUUCUGUGAAAUGAUACAUCAAAGAUAAAAGGACAAAGGAAGAAAAAAAGCCUGUCCUCUCUCACCUGUAAGGCUGGUAAUUACCCGAAGAAGCAAGAACAACAACAUUACACACUUCCUCUCUUUCUCUUAAAAACGGUUACUUUCCUUCUUUUGUUCUUUUAAAAACUGCUACUUUGAGAGGAUUUUAGAAAGAAAACAGAGAGCUUGCAUCUGGCAAAACCCAGAUGGAAUUCGGAUCUUUUCUUGUGUCCUUAGGGACAUCCGCGGCUAUCUUCGUCGUUCUCAUGCUUCUCUUCACUUGGCUUUCUCGAAAACCCGGUAAUGUUACGAUUUACUACCCGAAUCGGAUCAUUAAAGGGUUGGAACCUUGGGAAGGCACCUCCUUGACUCGAAACCCUUUGGCUUGGAUGCGUGAAGCUUUCACUUCUUCUGAACAAGAUAUUGUUAACGUUUCCGGUGUCGACACUGCCGUCCACUUUGUCUUCUUGAGCACUGCUCUUGGGAUAUUUGCUUGUUCCGGUCUUCUUCUCUUACCGACUCUACUACCUAUAGCCGCAACAGACCACAAUUUAAAGACCCGUUCAAAGAACGCCACAGAUACCACAAGCAAAGGAACAUUUAGCCAAAUUGAUAAUCUAUCAAUGGCUAACAUCACAAAAAAAAGUCCGAGGCUUUGGGCGUUCCUAGGAGCUGUUUACUGGAUAUCUUUGGUCACUUAUUUCUUCUUGUGGAAAGCUUAUAAGCAUGUCUCUACAUUAAGAGCUCAAGCUCUCAUGUCCACUGAUGUAAAACCCGAGCAGUUCGCUAUUCUUGUUAGGGAUAUGCCUCAUCCGCCUGACGGACAGACACAGAAAGAGUUCAUUGACUCUUAUUUCAGAGAAAUAUACCCUGAGACAUUCUACAGAUCCCUUGUCGUAACAGAAAACAGCAAGGUUAAUAAGAUAUGGGAAAAGUUGGAAGGGUACAAGAAGAAACUUGCGCGUGCAGAAGCGAUAAAUGAAGCCACUAAUAACCGACCCACGAAUAAAACCGGCAUGUGUGGACUAGUUGGUAAACAAGUAGACAGCAUUGAGUAUUACACCGAGCUAAUCAACGAGUCUGUAGCCAAGCUAGAAACAGAGCAGAAAGCUGUUCUUGCUGAAAAGCAGCAAACUGCAGCAAUUGUUUUCUUCAACAAUAGGAUUACUGCUGCAUCAGCCGCUCAGUCUUUGCAUUUGUUGCAGUCACCAUUCUGUUUUACAUGAUCCCAAUUGCGUUCGUCUCUGCUAUCACCACUCUUAAGAAUCUUCAGAAGAUUAUUCCAUUCAUAAAGCCAAUUGUGGAGUUAACCUCCGUAAGAACUGUUUUGGAGUCUUUCCUUCCUCAGAUUGCUCUCCUCGUUUUCUUGGCGAUGUUGCCUAAGCUUCUCUUGUUUCUUUCCAAAGCUGAGGGGAUUCCUUCGCAGAGCCAUGCCAUUAGGGCUGCUUCGGGGAAGUACUUUUACUUCUCGGUCUUUAAUGUCUUCAUCGGAGUUACCCUUGCUGGUACUUUGUUUAACACAGUGAAGGAUAUCGCGAAAAAUCCCAAACUCGACAUGGUCAUUAACCUUUUGGCUACUAGCCUCCCUAAGAGUGCGACUUUCUUCUUGACCUAUGUUGCUCUCAAGUUCUUUAUCGGUUAUGGCCUUGAGCUGUCUCGGAUCAUACCUUUGAUAAUCUUCCAUUUGAAAAAGAAGUUUCUCUGCAAAACUGAAGCAGAGGUGAAAGAAGCUUGGUACCCGGGAGACUUGAGCUAUGCGACUAGGGUUCCAGGAGACUUGCUCAUCCUCACAAUCACGUUCUGCUAUUCCGUUAUUGCUCCUCUUAUCCUCGUAUUCGGCGUCACCUACUUCGGUUUAGGCUGGCUCGUCCUUAGGAAUCAGGCGUUGAAAGUGUACGUCCCAUCAUAUGAGAGCUAUGGAAGAAUGUGGCCGCAUAUUCACCAGCGCAUACUAGCAGCUUUGUUUCUAUUCCAAGUAGUUAUGUUUGGUUACUUAGGAGCCAAGACAUUCUUCUACACGGCCCUCGUGAUCCCUCUGAUCAUCAUCUCUCUCAUCUUCGGUUACGUGUGCCGCCAGAAGUUUUACGGAGGGUUCGAACACACAGCUCUUGAGGUGGCUUGCCGUGAGCUGAAGCAGAGUCCAGACCUGGAGGAGAUUUUCAGAGCAUACAUUCCUCAUAGCUUGAGCACUCACAAACCAGACGAACACGAGUUCAAAGGCGCAAUGUCUCGUUAUCAAGACUUCAAUGCAAUAUCAGCCGCUUAAAAAAUUUGAAGAGGCAACCCCAAAUUAUCUCAUAGAUUUGAUUUGUUGUUGGUUUUUUCUAGAAGCUCUUUAUUGUUGUUGUGUGUGUGAAUUUUAGGGUUUGCUUAGGAUUCUUCUUUGUAUGUGUUCUUGGGUUGUUGUAACAUGUAACUUUGUAAGCUACUUUUAAACAUCAACUUGAUUUUCAUCAUCAUGAUCA